Alternaria ethzedia is the source of this 591-nucleotide messenger RNA. RefSeq lists its product as uncharacterized. Lineage: Eukaryota; Fungi; Ascomycota; Dothideomycetes; Pleosporales; Pleosporaceae. The record is from RefSeq and is a predicted model, not a curated record. The coding region runs from base 1 to 591 and encodes 196 amino acids. The transcript is spliced from 2 exons.
AUGAUAUACACAGUACCUGCGGAUAGUAUCGUGGUGCAGACUCGAGCCCGGAAGAUCAUGACUAGCGUACCUGUCGCUGCUGUCUGGCUACUAGUUCUCGCAAACCUGUUCUUUGCAGCUCUCGGAACUGGAAUCGCCAUCAUGGCUUGGAUGGUAGCGGAUCAGGACGUUCAUCAAGUAAGGACGCGGCUUGGUGUUCCCGGAUUAGCGGCUGCUCUCUUCGAGAGGAACUCCGAGAACCGCAUCGUCAAGUCUGACAAGGAGUUGUACCAGGAGAACGACAAGGACGGGCUGUCGCUGGUUCUUGUUGGAGUUCAGCAUACCGUAACUGGAGGCAUGGCGUGGUCACUUCGCGACAACCAAACUGGCCGGCUGUGUUUAGCGGACGGAGCGAAGAUGUCGACUGCUCACAUCAGUGACACCACGCACUCGAUUUCAGAAGAGACGACCGGCACUGAGAAUUUCGACCGCAUGUCCAAAAGCUCUGGUAAUGAGGCUGUGGAACAUCAGCCAAUCUCCGUCGUACCUUCAGAACUUGUCACCCAAUCUGACGCUGUCAGCCCGAUGCAACAAUCUAAUCACUGGGUGUAA